Didymosphaeria variabile is the source of this 819-nucleotide messenger RNA. RefSeq lists its product as uncharacterized. Gene Ontology annotation, molecular function: hydrolase activity. NCBI's taxonomy places the organism in Eukaryota, Fungi, Ascomycota, Dothideomycetes, Pleosporales, Didymosphaeriaceae. The record is from RefSeq and is a predicted model, not a curated record. The coding region runs from base 1 to 819 and encodes 272 amino acids. The transcript is spliced from 3 exons.
AUGCAGAUCUCACCACUGCUAAGCCUUCUCUUGCCCCUUGCGGUUGCCUCGGCACUGCCCGGACGAUUCCAGGCUUCAUCUUCGACGUCUUCAGGUUCCAAAGCUAUACCGACGAUAUGGGUGGCAGGCGAUUCGACGACUGCACCGGAUGGAGGCCACAAUGGAACUGAAGGAUGGGGGCAGUACCUCAAAUACUCAUUUGGUGACAGUGCUUUUAUCAACAACUCUGCGUACGCGGGCCGCUCAGCGCGUUCAUUUACACGCGAAGGGCGCUUUGAACGCAUAGCUGCUGCGAUGAAGCCAGGAGAUUUCGUUGUCAUCGAAUUUGGAAUCAAUGAUGGAGGUACACCUCUCAAUGGUUCCACGAGCACCACGGGUGACAAGGGAAGAGCGGACUGCCCUGGUGCAGGAAAUGAGACUUGCACUGUAAUAUUCAACAAUGUCACCGAGACCGUGCAAACGUUCCCAACCUAUAUCGAAGCUGCGGCUAGAAAGUUUUUAUCUCUGGGAGCAGCCAGCGUCAUCAUCUCCGAGCAGCUUCCUAAUAACGUCUGGGAGACUGGAUCAUACUCGUACAAGCCAUCGCUCUUUUCAUACUACGAUCUAUUGGUCGCAGAAAGACUUGGAGGACCUUCCGGUAAGGCGUAUCUUGUACAACAUGGGAGCUACGCGGCGCAGGCCCAAAAGCUGCUAGGAGCGGAAGUCGUCAAUGCCAAUUAUCCGAUGGAUCAUACUCAUACCGCGCCGUUCCUUGCUGAUGUGGUACGUAUCAUCGAGAAGUCGCGCUUGAAGAAUGCCACUGAGAACUAUACAGCAUAG